Messenger RNA from Talpa occidentalis (Iberian mole), 1316 nucleotides. RefSeq names its product UDP-GlcNAc:betaGal beta-1,3-N-acetylglucosaminyltransferase 4 (gene B3GNT4). The transcript has a single exon. The coding region runs from base 1 to 1074 and encodes 357 amino acids. The record is from RefSeq and is a predicted model, not a curated record. Lineage: Eukaryota; Metazoa; Chordata; Mammalia; Eulipotyphla; Talpidae. Gene Ontology annotation, cellular component: membrane. Gene Ontology annotation, molecular function: hexosyltransferase activity.
AUGCUCCGCAGGCCGGGCUGGCCGGUGCUGUCCAGCGCCGCGGUGCUGCUGCUCGGCUGCCUGCUCCUCCUGAAGAGGGCGGCCGCGCCGGCGGGGGGCUCCCCGGCCCCCCAGCCCUUCUGGGCGCCCCCGGGCCCGCGCCGCAGCCCGUGCCCGCCCAACCUCACGCUGGCCAACGCCUCCCCGUCCCUGCCCGGCCGCCACCGCCUCUUCCUGACCUAUCGCCACUGCCGCAGCUUCGCCACCUUGCUGGCGCCUUCGGCCUGUGCCGAGGACACCUUUCUGCUCUUGGCCAUCAAGUCGCAGCCCGGCCACGUGGAGCGGCGCGCGGCCAUCCGCAGCACCUGGGGGCGCGCGGGGCGCUGGGCCAGAGGCCGGCGGCUGAAGCUGCUGUUCCUCCUAGGGGUGGCAGGCCCCGCACCCCCGGCCGAGCUGCUGGCCUACGAGAGCCGGGAGUUCCACGACAUCCUGCAGUGGGACUUUGCCGAGGACUUCUUCAACCUGACGCUCAAGGAGCUGCACCUGCAGCGCUGGGUGGCCGCUGCGUGCCCUCGGGCCCACUUCAUGCUGAAGGGAGACGACGACGUCUUCGUCCACGUCCCCAACGUCCUGGAGUUCCUAGACGGCCGGGACCCAGCCCAGGACCUCCUGGCGGGAGACGUCAUCCGCCAGGCGCUGCCCAACAGGAACACCAAGGUCAAGUACUUCAUCCCGCCCUCCAUGUACAGGGCCCGCCACUACCCGCCCUACGCGGGGGGCGGAGGCUACGUCGUGUCCAGAGCCACCAUGCGGCGCCUCCAGACAGCCGUGGAGGAGGCUGAGCUCUUCCCCAUCGAUGACAUCUUCGUGGGGAUGUGCCUGCGACGGCUGGGGGUGAGCCCCCUACACCACGCUGGCUUCAAGACCUUUGGGAUACAGCAGCCCCUGAACCCCCGGGACCCCUGCCUGUACAGAGGGCUCCUGCUGGUGCACCGCCUCAGCCCCCUGGAGAUGUGGACCACGUGGGCGCUGGUGACAGAUGAGGGGCUCAAGUGCGCAGCCGCCCCUCUGCCCGGGCGCCGAGGGCUAGAGUGAGCAAUAGCCCCAGAGGGGACUCGGUGCCGACGUCCGUCACGACGGGACACUGGGAGCCGGGACAGUGGGCCCUUGGCCGUCUAGUCGGCAGGAAACACCGCGUCUCCGUCCCCUCCCCCCCAACCCUGCUGAUUAAAAACACAAGCCUGCUGCACCCCAGACGGGUGCUCCCCAAGGGCAUCCCGGGGCCCUGGGGCUGUCCCAGCCUGGCGGUGGAGUGGAGGCUGCAGCGGGCUCCAGAA